AUGUAUUCCAAUACAUGAACACAAAAUUACUAAUACUGUACCUUACAAUUACUUAUUACUAUUUUUAUAAGACACCUAUAAAGUGUAACCAAUGAAACAUCCGAGCAAGUUAUAGUUUAAAGUUUAAAAAUAAUAAUUAAAAUGUAAAAUAAUGCAAUGUCAGGAGACAUAAAGAAUCUGGGGCGUCAGAGCAGUCACUAGUAAACAUUUGUUAGUGCUCUCUGUGCAAGCAGAGAUAGGCUCUGUCUGAAUCGACAGCACACUCUUAAUUGUGUCUAUGACGAGAGGACAUUACGUCAAAACCAUUUACACUGGGAUGGGGUGACAUGAGCAGUAUUGAUCCCUUCAGGAUAGAUGGCCUCGGAUGAUAUAAAACCGAAGAUGCCGGCUGGGGCAAGAGCACUGAAGACCGAAGUCCCCCGUGAUCCUCUCAACAUGUUGUCACUGGCACUGCUCUACAUUCUGGCUGUGGUUUGCUCUGCGCGGAGAACUCAUGCUCUGCCUCUGUACUCGGACACAGCUCUGCCACAGCAGGAAGAACUGAUUCAGAAACUGGUGGCAGAGGUCGAGGAGAGACAAAGCAAUGAUUUAACAGAGCAAAGGGACAUCAAAAAUGUCCUCCCUGUCCUGAUCCAAAGAGGUACAAAAGACAUUUUGCAGCAAGAGAAAAUGAACAACAUGGUGGAUGACUUAAAAGCAGUUGUUUUAAAACUAGCAGCAGCUGAUAACCUGCGUUCUCAAGGCUAUCUCCGAUCUGAGCAAAGCUUGCCCAAAAACAAUAAGAGAGCCUGUUUUUGGAAAUAUUGUGUUACAAACUAGGAAUGAAUCGGCUGAGAUGGACAGAGGGCCAGCCGAACAUCCCUUCAUGUACAAACACUUAAAAUGUAUGCCUUUGUUUUUCCAUAAAAUAUCCAUUCAGCUGCCAUUGUGAAUAUUGUUUUAUAUUUAUAUUUAUAUAUAGAUAUAUAAAGUAAACUAACAGGAAUAUGAAUGUGUUUUUUUAUCAUAAAUGAAAAUUGACCUAGAACUGCAACUGUAAAAUAAAUGUAAAAACUGA
Molecule: messenger RNA, 1057 nt
Organism: Pimephales promelas (fathead minnow)
Lineage: Eukaryota; Metazoa; Chordata; Actinopteri; Cypriniformes; Leuciscidae
Gene: urp1
Product: urotensin-related peptide 1
Biological process (GO): blood vessel diameter maintenance; regulation of blood pressure
Cellular component (GO): extracellular region
Molecular function (GO): hormone activity
Source: RefSeq, a predicted model, not a curated record